GGCUGAUCGGUGUAUAUUUAAUAAUUAGAAGGGGUGUCCCGAUACUUUUGUCCAUAUAGUGUAUCUAGAAACUACCAAGGGAACAUCAGUGAAGCUAAAGGAGCCAAAAAAACAGCCAACAAUAAGGAAUUUAUUAUUCACGGCACACCUUAAAUAAAAGUGUUUUCUGCUUUAGACUCAACACGACUGUCGACUGAGCGCCAUCAGACGCGUCCGGUCCUUCAGCCGCCACCACUAACAAACCUGAGGAGAAAUGAAUGGAGCUAGAGGUCUGAAGAUCUGAAUAAAAAACUGAGGAAGUAGACUAGUACACGCCCGAUCGUCCUAAUAGGGAGGAACGAUGGUGGAAAUGUCGAACAGCGCUGUGGUGUUUCACACUAAGAGGCAAAGGAUGGACAGCAGGGCACACGUGGGGGAUUUCGCCGUGUCUUUGGAGGAACUGACGGACCUCAUGGAGCUCAGAGGGGCGGAGGCGCUUCAGAAGAUUCAGGAGAGCUUCGGUGACACCGAGGGGCUGUGUCACAGACUCAAGACGUCGCCGACCGAUGGUUUGUGGGACAUCCCCGCUGACCUGGAGAGAAGGCGACAGAUUUUUGGACAGAACUUCAUCCCCCCAAAGAAGCCGAAGACUUUUCUACAGUUAGUGUGGGAGGCGCUGCAGGACGUGACCCUCAUCAUCCUGGAGAUCGCUGCCAUCAUCUCACUGGGCCUGACGUUCUACAGGUCACCUGAUGGGAACAGUGAAGGCUGCAGCAGCGUCUCGGCGGCGGUGGAGGACGAGGGCGAGGCGGAGGCCGGGUGGAUCGAGGGCGCGGCGAUCCUCCUCUCGGUCCUGUGCGUGGUGCUGGUGACGGCGUUUAACGACUGGAGUAAAGAGAAGCAGUUCCGCGGCCUCCAGAGCCGCAUCGAGCAGGAGCAGAGGUUCAGUGUUGUGAGGAACGGGGUCGUCGUCCAAAUCCCCGUGGCAGAGAUGGUGGUUGGGGACGUGGCCCAGGUCAAAUACGGCGACCUUCUCCCGGCUGACGGAGUUCUGAUUCAGGGAAACGACCUGAAGAUCGACGAGAGCUCCCUCACCGGAGAAUCCGAUCACGUCCGCAAAUCCGUGGACAGAGAUCCGAUGUUGCUGUCAGGCACGCAUGUAAUGGAAGGCUCGGGAAAAAUGGUGGUGACCGCGGUCGGCAUCAACUCUCAAACCGGGAUCAUCUUCACCCUGCUGGGAGCCGGAGAGAUAGAGGAGGAGAAAAAGGAAAACGUGACGGCAGAGAUCAGCAGCGGCUCGGCGGUCCAGUUCUCAGAUGUUUCUACCAAAACCUGCAGCGCUGUUAACGGGAAACAAGAAAGCGUCCUGGAGAGCAACCAGAGCAAAGUGAGGCAGGAGGACGACGCCCUGGUGAUGGAGCUCCAGCCUCUGAGGGGUUCAGAUGGUGAGGAGGUGGAGGAGAAAGAGGCCAAGAAACCCAGUGCCCCCAAAAAGGAAAAAUCCGUCCUUCAGGGGAAACUCACCAAACUGGCCGUGCAGAUCGGAAAAGCUGGUUUGGUGAUGUCGGCGAUCACCGUGAUCAUUCUGAUGCUUUACUUCGUGAUCAAGACGUUUAUAAUUCAGAAGCGGCCCUGGCUCACCGAGUGCACGCCCAUAUACGUCCAGUACUUUGUGAAGUUCUUCAUUAUUGGGGUGACGGUGCUGGUCGUGGCCGUGCCCGAGGGUCUGCCGCUCGCCGUCACCAUCUCUCUGGCUUAUUCAGUCAAGAAAAUGAUGAAGGACAAUAAUCUGGUGCGGCACCUGGACGCGUGCGAGACGAUGGGCAACGCCACAGCGAUCUGCUCAGAUAAAACCGGCACGCUGACCACCAACCGCAUGACGGCGGUGCAGAUUUAUGUCGGAGAUCAACACUUCAACGAAAUCCCAACACCGCAACGCAUCAACCCACAGACGCUGGAGCUGCUCACCAACGGCAUCGCCGUCAACAGCGCCUACACCUCCAAGAUAACGGCAGCGGAGAAGGAGGGAGCUCUACCCAAGCAGGUGGGGAAUAAGACCGAGUGCGCCCUGCUGGGACUGGUUCUGGACCUGAGGUGUGAUUACGAGAGCAUACGAGAGCAGAUACCCGAGGAGAAGCUCUAUAAGGUUUACACCUUCAACUCCGUCCGCAAGUCCAUGAGCACCGUCGUCCAGCUACCGGACGGGAGCUUCCGCAUCUACAGCAAAGGAGCCGCGGAGAUCCUGCUCAAAAAAUGUUCGUCCCUUUUAUCCCGUGAUGGUUCGGCUCACCCGUUCCGAGCUCGUGAUUGUGAUGAGCUGGUGAGGAAGGUGAUUGAACCCAUGGCGAGCGACGGCCUCCGUACGAUCUGCGUGGCGUAUCGGAACCUCCCCAGUGAUCCUCAGCCGGACUGGGACGACGAAGCUGAAACCAUUAACGACCUCACCUGCAUCGCCGUGGUGGGGAUCGAGGAUCCGGUCCGACCAGAGGUUCCAGAUGCUAUCAGGAAGUGCCAGAGGGCGGGAAUUACGGUGCGAAUGGUGACGGGCGACAACAUCAACACGGCACGCGCCAUCGCUGCCAAGUGUGGCAUCAUUAACACCGGGGACGACUUCCUGUGUAUGGAGGGGAAAGACUUCAACCGGCGAAUCAGGAACGAGAAGGGAGAGGUGGAGCAGGAGCGCAUUGAUAAGAUUUGGCCCAAACUCAGAGUGCUGGCACGCUCAUCUCCAACAGACAAACACACUCUGGUGAAAGGUAUCAUAGACAGCACUAUAGGAGAACAGAGGCAGGUGGUGGCAGUAACGGGCGACGGUACGAACGAUGGACCUGCGCUGAAGAAAGCGGAUGUGGGCUUCGCCAUGGGAAUCGCAGGGACGGACGUGGCAAAGGAGGCGUCUGACAUCAUCCUGACGGACGAUAACUUCAGCAGCAUCGUGAAGGCGGUGAUGUGGGGACGCAACGUUUACGACAGCAUCUCCAAAUUCCUGCAGUUCCAACUCACGGUCAACGUGGUGGCUGUUAUAGUGGCUUUUACCGGGGCGUGUAUUACACAGGAUUCUCCUCUGAAGGCGGUGCAGAUGCUGUGGGUCAAUCUGAUCAUGGAUACCUUCGCGUCGUUGGCUCUCGCCACCGAACCCCCCACAGAGUCCCUGCUGCUCCGGAAACCGUACGGACGGAACAAGCCCCUGAUCUCCAGGACCAUGAUGAAGAACAUCCUGGGACACGGGGUGUAUCAGCUCGUCAUCAUCUUCACGCUUCUGUUCGUCGGCGAGAAGAUAUUCGACAUCGAUAACGGACGUUACUCUCCCCUCCACGCUCACCCGUCUGAACAUUACACCAUCAUCUUCAACACCUUCGUCCUCAUGCAGCUCUUCAACGAGAUCAACGCCCGGAAAAUCCACGGCGAGAGGAACGUCUUCGACGGCAUCUUGGCCAAUCCCAUCUUCUGCUCCAUCGUGAUCGGGACCUUCGCCAUACAGAUCCUGAUCGUGCAGUUCGGAGGGAAGCCGUUUAGCUGCGCGCCACUGAAUCUGGCGCAGUGGCUCUGGUGCCUGUUUAUAGGGGUUGGAGAGCUGAUCUGGGGUCAGGUGGUCGCCUCCGUGCCGACCAAUCAGCUGAAGUUCCUAAAAGGGGCGGAGCUCGGCCUGGAGGCCGAUGACAUCACCGACGAUGAUCUGGCGGAGGACGAGGACGAGAUCGAUCACGCCGAGCGGGAGCUCAAACGAGGGCAGAUACUUUGGUUCAGGGGGCUGAACCGCAUUCAGACUCAGAUGGAGGUAGUGAGCACGUUCAAGCGCAGCGGCUCGUUCCAAGGCCCCGUUCGUCGCCGCUCCUCCGUCCUCAGCCAGCUCCACGAUGCGACCAACACGCACUUUCACGCGGGUCUGUCGGCGGGAAACGAGCUCCAGGUCCCCGCUAACGGCCAGGACACGCACACACACUUUUACAUACACACGUAAAUACUGACCGUCCCGCUCACUGACCAUCACAAACGACCAAAAUUUAGCUUUUAUUUUUAAGCUGUAAGCCAAUAAUACACAGAUUAAUUAAUUUAACAUGUUCUUUCUUCUUUUGUGGUAGUUACAUUCAACUUAAUUGACUUCUUACUACUAAAUUCAUUUCUGAAGACCCACAGCUCUGGUCCUGACCUGCAGUCUGGCACCGUUUGAUUAUUUCCAGGGUUUUCAGGGUUAGUAGGUGUGAUAGAGCAAGAAAACUGUAAAACUCAGCUGGAUUUUGGUCCCGAUUCUGCAUCCCUGACUUUAAGUGGUUGUAGAAAACCAAAUUUUGGGUUUAUUUUCUCUUUUUCUAGAUCUCAUGAGUUCAUGAAUCUGUUCGUUCUGUGUCUGUUAAUGUCCUGCAAUUUUAUUUCAGCUGCACUGAGAGUGAAUAUUGCUUAAAUGGAUAUUUAUAACGUGACUAUGAAUAAACUCAGCGUUAAUCAGCGUAGAUCUGUGUUCCCUAUACACCCUAUAUCCUGAUCCCCUAUAUGUUCCAUCUGAUCAGUGUUCCCCAGUCGUACCACCAUCCACUGUUACUGCAGCGCUGAUCUGUUGCUGUUUCAGGCAGAUAGAUAUAGUAUGUAGACAUUGGGGUCUGUCUGAAAACCAAGUGAUCUCUUUACACAGACACAUUUCCCAUCAUGCUACACUCCUGAGAAGAGGGCAUGUCUAAAUUCCUAGAUCCCUUAAAAUGCUCCUACUGAGGCGCCUUAAUUCUGAGUGAUGAUCUGACUGAAUAACAAGGGAGCGUCCGAAGAUCAAUCCCAGCAUUCAGUGCGGCACGACUUUUCUCACAAAAAACUACAAACAUGGCGGACGAAUCAAUGCGGAGCAACCAACGGAGUUCUUUUCAAAUGUAAAUAAAUUCUCAUUGAUGUUUAAUCUGUAUAAAGGUGUAAUUAUACAAGUGUCGAUUAUUUGUAAACUGGGGCGUCAGGGGCAGUUUAAGCGUUUUCGGUACACAGAGGGAGACGGUUUGAAGGUCCUGAGGCUAACUGCGUUAGCUUAGUAAGCUAAAACUGUGUUGACGUAAUCAGCGUAAUCUCUGUAUAAGUAGAGUGUCUAAAUAAUCUGAUUACAAGCUCUAGGUUGCAUUAAAAUCCUCUCUACUGAGGCAGCUGAUCAGGUAGGCAGCAGGAAGCAAGGCAGGUCACUAGGUUUCAGACAGACCCCAUAGUAUGCUGGCAUCAUGCACCAGCAGAAAACCGGACUGGACCGAGUUUGGUAUCAUGGUUUUAAAGAAAAAGGCAGAUUUUCCAACAAAGGAGCCGGCAAAUAUGCAGGUGACUGUCAGUUAGAAGAAACCGACACGUGAAUCAUCUGUGCCUCCGUGCCCCCUCUGUCGGCCAGAUAUGGAGAGGCAGAAGGACACGAUUCUGUAAUCGAGUCCCUCAGCCGAUCUCAACUGUAGGUGGGCUCGUUAUAAUCAGUAGAUGCUGUUAUUCAGGUCGUUAUAUUACAAAUAUUUAUAAACAAGAAAACUUCUGUAGUACAAUGUAAUAACAUAUGAAAUAAUUUAUGAUAAUAUAAUAUGAUAAUAUUUUUGGCCAUUAUAGAACUUUCCACACCAUUAAAUGAACAUUAUUAGCUGCUGUUUGUAUGUUUUUUGUGUUUAAUGAUUUACUUACAGAAAGAAACAACAACAGAAAUCAUUAAAAUACCACGACUUACGUGUUCCUGACUAGUUUAUGUAUUUUUUACUUUUAAUUUGCUAGCAUCGGUGUGUUUGUGCACGUAUUAGGAAUAUUAAGAUGCUUCAUGUAACGGGUUGAUUGGUGAACUGACUGUGGCACUUAAAUAACUUUAAUCUGAGUGAUUAUGCUGUAAUGUUGUUGUUAAUAGAAACGUGUUCGCUGGCUGGUUUUUAUAGAUAGUUUGUGUUUAUAUUUUUUGUGCUGCUUGGAACGUUCCGUAUCACGAUUAUCUGUGUUCAUGAUGAUUUAAGAUCAAAUACAUUUCAUAGG
This is a messenger RNA of Trichomycterus rosablanca, 5946 nucleotides long. It is a transcript of the gene atp2b3a, whose product is annotated as ATPase plasma membrane Ca2+ transporting 3a. The record is from RefSeq and is a predicted model, not a curated record. Gene Ontology annotation, biological process: regulation of cytosolic calcium ion concentration; calcium ion transmembrane transport. Gene Ontology annotation, cellular component: plasma membrane; intracellular membrane-bounded organelle. The coding region runs from base 341 to 3940 and encodes 1199 amino acids. Gene Ontology annotation, molecular function: ATP binding; P-type calcium transporter activity; PDZ domain binding. The transcript has 22 exons. Lineage: Eukaryota; Metazoa; Chordata; Actinopteri; Siluriformes; Trichomycteridae.